Molecule: messenger RNA, 1124 nt
Organism: Paraphaeosphaeria sporulosa
Lineage: Eukaryota; Fungi; Ascomycota; Dothideomycetes; Pleosporales; Didymosphaeriaceae
Exons: 2
Source: RefSeq, a predicted model, not a curated record
CACAGGCCCAAUUAUGAGCUCUUGGACACUCGAACUCAAGCAGCACCCUGGAGCAGCCUAACCUCGAGCCACUUCCCCCACGUCAAGACACUACUCAAACGCGCUCAACCCGCGCGUGUUGCUCGCGCGCUUCCGCUCGACUCCGCUCCAGUGAACACCCCGGCAACUCCCAACGAACGACUUAUCCCUCGCCUUUGGCAGGACGGUUCUGUGACGACCAGCUCACCAGGUAAGACAAACAUACUCUUACCCAACCUAAUCACCAAACGCGACCAUGGACCCGCUCUUGCCCACCGACUUGGACACAACAGACCAGCACCUCAGCGCCAUGGGCACAAUCGACUGCUCGCAGGACGCGCACACCUGCAACAAUUACAGCCCCUCCAUCCUGGCCGCUUUCAUCGCCGGCGUGUCGGUCCUCGUGCUCCUCUGCGUCCUCGUCUUUUACAUGGUGCGCGCCCACGACAAAAAGGUUUUGCACCAGCGCCGCGCCUCAACUAUCUUCCCGCUGUAUCUCGGGUCCGGACGAGAUGGCCGUACUGGCGCGGGCGACGAUCUCCAGCUACGGCGUCUGUCUCAUCGCGUGUCGAUGCCGCUGCCCAUGCAUGUCCAGCGCAUGGGCUCGGGCGCGGCGGAGGUGGCCGGCGCACCGCCCUCUGUGGGAAGCAGCGACACUGAAAUCCGCCGUGAGCUUUCUCCUAGCGAUGGCCAUUGGGUGUCGAGCGUGCGGGCUGACAACAACAAUUUCAUUGUUUUCUAUGAUCCGUCGCGCGCUAUGGACGCGGGAAACGACGCUACUGUGGUCCUCAACGAGGUGACGCGCUUUGAUGUGCCCCGUACUCCGAGCGUCGACACUCUGCCAAAGUAUGAGGAGGUAGAGGCGGAGGGUGGAUGGAAGAAGGAGCGGCUUCCUGGGGGCGUUGGACAGGCGGCUGGAGGGUGGUGAGCGCUGUGGCCUGCGAUGCAGUGUUAGAAUCAUGAGUUUUGGGAUAGCAUUUGUACAUUCGCGGAUUCGGACAUGUCAAGGUUCUGCUUUCGGGAACGGAUUGAGACAUCCAUGUCGAUAGGGCGACUGAAGGACGCUCAUGUUGUGGCAAGGUAUUACCACUGAACGCUAUAGGAGG